This is a messenger RNA of Aphanomyces astaci, 1373 nucleotides long. RefSeq lists its product as hypothetical. The transcript has 2 exons. Lineage: Eukaryota; Oomycota; Saprolegniomycetes; Saprolegniales; Verrucalvaceae. The record is from RefSeq and is a predicted model, not a curated record. Bases 26 to 319 code for a protein of 97 amino acids.
AUUGCUUAUUCCUCAGCGGGCACUGAUGCCGGCACUGCGCAUCUCCGAGGAAGGCAACAGUGCACGAACCUUCGGUGGGCACAUGCAAGACAGUGACAUGUACAUGGAUGGACUCGUUCUUGUGUGUGGUGGCGGUCGGACUUAUCGCCCAGGCAGUGUCGAGGAAGGCACCAAAGCUGCAACGGUGGCUAUCCCACGUGUAGUACCAUGUACGGCAGCAGGCACUGGUGGUUCACUGCUGUCUGUAGCAUCGACAUCCACUACCAUCGACCUUGUGUCUAGCCAUGUAGCACCAUCGACCUCGUAUGUGGUCAUGUAGGGUCUGGCAUCCAACGAGAACAAGGUCUGCUGUCUGUCAGAGUUGGAAAGAAUCUGAAGUUUCCUCGCGGUGUCCAUGGGAUGAUGUUGUGAGAGCUCCCUAGUCUAUCAUGCCGUCAGUCAUUGUAUGAGAAAACACUGCAAGUCGUCAUAACGAUUCAGAAUCUUGACUAAGCCCCAUACGAAUACCAUCGUGAAAUUAUAUAUGUCGAGAGAUUAUAUAUAAUAUAUAUAUAUAUAUCCGUCUUUUUUAAUCAUGCAGUUGAUGUGUGUCUGUCACCACGAAGCGUCAUACUUCACCUUGAAAUAUUAUCACGAGAAUAAAUAUAAUUAUAUAUAUAUAUAUAUUAUUCACAUCACACUGGUAGCUUUGAAAAGUCCAAUUUGAUGGUCCAUAGCACAGUUGCGAAUUCUAGACUUUGCAUGUCCAAUAUACAUGGAAGUCAAGUACUAUGCUGUUAAUACUUUGUAUUUGGUUUCUAUAGUUAGUUACUGAUUUGGGAUCAUAUUGUCGUUAUAUAUUCCAGCAUAACUCAUCGAUCCAAGACUGACCAAGCAUGUACACACAUACUCAACCGUUAAUAUUCUCAACUAUAAAACUCGUACUAUACAAACUUAUCCACUUCUUUUGGGUCGGUCACAAUGCGUGAAUUGUAAAAGACUGUGUAUGUAUAUGGGGAAAUGAAAACUCGUCGAAUGACAUCAAGCUUAGUAUGGAUCUAUUAUACAUGUGGAUUUGUAUUUGCAUGUUAAAAAAUUAUAACUAUACUUUCCCUACAUAUUCGUCUGAGCAUUUUUCGUCUAUGAAUAUAUGAGUUAUUGAAGUUAUUUCAAUCGUUUCAAGUGUCCGUAUCUAUCACGUGCAUACUAACUAUAUCGUCUACUAGUUAGUCCCUCGGACAUCUUGGUUAGUUGAUUACAAUUCUGAUCGAGAUGGUCGUAAUAAAUUGGGUAUCCUGACGCUACUAUACAAUAUCCUAGUAAUUGUAAACACGACACAUUCUUUUUCUGUUCUGUUUCAUAUAUUUCAUAUAUUCAGUCGUGAAAGGGCACAC